Molecule: messenger RNA, 550 nt
Organism: Phaethon lepturus (White-tailed tropicbird)
Lineage: Eukaryota; Metazoa; Chordata; Aves; Phaethontiformes; Phaethontidae
Product: sodium/potassium/calcium exchanger 4-like
Exons: 3
Coding region: 7-327 (106 amino acids)
Biological process (GO): sensory perception of smell; intracellular calcium ion homeostasis; calcium ion transmembrane transport
Cellular component (GO): membrane
Molecular function (GO): calcium, potassium:sodium antiporter activity; calcium channel activity
Source: RefSeq, a predicted model, not a curated record
GGUGACAUGGCAGUAUCCAACACAAUAGGGAGCAAUGUCUUUGACAUUCUGGUGGGCCUUGGCGUUCCAUGGGGUUUGCAGACCAUGGUGAUUGAUUUGGGAUCAACUGUUAAGAUAAACAGCAAAGGAUUGGUCUAUUCAGUUGCACUUUUGCUAGGAUCAGUGGCACUUACUGUGUUUGGAAUCCAUGUAAAUAAGUGGAAACUUGACAGGAAAUUAGGCAUCUACGUGUUGUUUCUUUAUGCUGUUUUCCUGUGUUUCUCUACAUUGAUAGAGUUUAAUGUCUUCACCUUUGUCAACUUCCCUAUGUGCCGAGAAGAACUUUAAACCCCAACAAGGAGAGAGACUGAAAUUCUUCUGACUACAUGUGCUGUAAAUGACAGGAGGCAUUUCACAUUUCUACCUUCUUUCCAUCAGUAAUUUGAGUGUCGUUCCUGCUUCAUCGGCUAACGGGCACUUUGACCUGUGUGGAAGGAAAGCAUACCUUUCUUUUAACAUGCUAGCUCAAGGCAACCAAAGCAUUUUCCUCCUCUUUGGAUAUUGCUGCUCA